This is a messenger RNA of Oncorhynchus tshawytscha (Chinook salmon), 2075 nucleotides long. RefSeq names its product sodium/potassium-transporting ATPase subunit beta-2. Gene Ontology annotation, molecular function: ATPase activator activity. The record is from RefSeq and is a predicted model, not a curated record. Gene Ontology annotation, cellular component: sodium:potassium-exchanging ATPase complex. Bases 483 to 1250 code for a protein of 255 amino acids. Gene Ontology annotation, biological process: intracellular potassium ion homeostasis; potassium ion import across plasma membrane; intracellular sodium ion homeostasis. The transcript has 7 exons. NCBI's taxonomy places the organism in Eukaryota, Metazoa, Chordata, Actinopteri, Salmoniformes, Salmonidae.
CGCAAUUAUCUCUCCGCUAUUAUGUAGAAUUCAUUAGACUUGGGUAACUGUCUCUUCUAUGAUUCAGUAAUUUAAAUACGACUCCAUUCCCAAUACGUUAUUCCAGCGGUCCAUUUAGGCAAGACAACGCAUUCCAUCGAAAUCGCCCCUCUAUUAUUUUGAAUGGAUUAGUCUUUCAAUUUAACCUAAACAAGCUAUUAAAACGUUCAGUUUAUAUCCUAAACAAACACUACACUAACUAACAGUAUCUCUCCCGGCAAAACAUAUCAGUAUUUGGAUUACAAUCAGAAUGAAUUUUAGUCUAUCGGUGCCAAGGCUGAGAUACGAACCCGAGUCUCCCGCGUUGGGAGAAAAUAGUCAUAAUUUAAAGGUCCAAGCGUUUCCCCAGCGAGGCUUCUCCUUACUCUCUCUCCCUUGGUUCUCUCCCUUGACCCUUGUCACUCUCUCCAUCUCCUACUCAUAAUUUAGGAAUAAUUACUAUUAUGACUUUUGGCCUCAUCCUGCUCUUCUACCUAGUGUUCUACAUCUUCCUAGCAGGCAUGUUCUGCCUCACCAUGUAUGUCAUGCUGCAGACCUUGGAUGACCACAAACCCACCUGGCAAGACAGGCUUAGCACACCAGGCAUGAUGAUCAGACCCAGGGGAGACACCAUGGAGAUCAACACCCACAACACUGAGAGCUGGGACAUGUAUAUCAAGACCCUGGACAACUUCCUCUCCUCCUACAACAACUCUCUGCAGGCUGAAAAGAAUGACAAGUGCCCACCGGACCAGUAUUUUAUUCAGGCAGACAGCGGUGAUGUGAAGAACAACCCCAAGCGCUCCUGUCAGUUCAACCGAUCCCUUCUACAAGAGUGCUCUGGCCUCGAUGACCAUACCUAUGGAUACCAGGCUGGCAAGCCAUGCAUCAUCAUCAAGCUGAACCGGGUCAUUGGGAUGUUGCCAGGAAAGGAUGGCAAGGCUCCAUUUGUCACUUGUGGAGCGAAGAAAGAAGACUCUGAUAAGAUUGGAGAGGUGGCGUACUACCCUGAAAAUGGCGCCUUCAACCUCAUGUACUACCCUUACUAUGGCAAGAAAGCUCAGGUGAACUACUCCCAGCCUCUGGUUGCCAUUAAGUUCCUCAACAUCACCCUCAACGAAGACAUCAACAUCGAGUGCAGGAUCAUCUCCAACAACAUUCCUCCUGGGAGUGAAAGAGACAAGUUUGCUGGAAAAGUUUCUUUCAAACUGAGGAUCAACACUAAACAAUAGAUGUACAUUCUCUUUCUCUCACAAAUAUUCACACUGACAUGCUGUGCACAGGUACACACACACAUACAGAAACAGAUAACAGAAUUAACACCCUCAGUUUGACGAAUAGAAUAUGUUUACAACUUUCAUUUACCCUUGAUGUCGGGCAUUUGUAUGCCCAGUUUAGUGAUGUCAGAUUGGUGCAGUAAAAAGGGGGGUAAUUCUGUCUCUGUUUUUGUGUGUGAGAUUUGGAACUGAUUCUGUUCUGUAAGUUAGUUUGACUUGAAGUCUAUUUAUCAACACGUCUUACCAGUUUACUGUGGGUCCUUCCUUGCUGCCUCCCUCUAGAGUGCCCCUUUAUAUACGAAUAUACACUAAAUCCAAUACAAAACGUGUAUAUCUAUUUAUAUAUAAUAUCCUUAUAUCAGUAUGUCUAUUUUGUUGCACUUGAAUAGUUCAACAGCUAAACAUAUGAUGUAAAAAACAUUUUGGUGGAUGAAUGCAGAGACAGAGUCAUUUUUCAUGUGUGUAUUGUCUUUCGUGUCCUAAGAAAGAGGGAGGCCUCAUGUCCCAGCUCUCUGCUCUGCUAUGUGGGAAUUAUUCAUUAGGUUAUGUUAAACCACUGGCCACCAGCACUCUGCAGUGAUCAUCCAGUUUAGCCCCCCCCACACAGCCAUUGUGUGAAUGAAAUGUGAGCUAUAAGAAGAUAGCAUCUCCAACAUGGGGAGUUAUAGAGGUCAACACCUUUGAGUAUGUGUAUGUGUGCGUGCGUGUAUGUUUAUGUGUGUGUGUACUGUAUGUGUGUGUGUACUGUGUACGUUUGUAUGUGUGUGUGUGUGUGUGUGU